CAGAGGACGUCGGGUUCGUCUGUGGCUGGGAAGUCUUUGGAUCAACACAGGAGUGUGGAUGUAAGAAAAUACCGUGUGCAAAGCAUCUUUACUGGGGAGGAUGUGAUGUGUGAAAUGCUCCCAAGCCCUUUUCUCCACACCAGCAUAAAACGCAGAAGGAAGAUUUUGCGCUGUUGUUUCUGAUUCAUGUUUGGGAUCCAGGAAAGCAUCCAGCGGAGCGGGAGCAGCAUGAAGGAGGAGCCCCUCGGCGCGGGGAUGAACGCGGUGCGGACGUGGAUGCAGGGAGCGGGCGUCCUGGACGCCAGCACGGCCGCGCAGAGCGGAGUGGGUCUGGCCCGGGCUCACUUCGAGAAGCAGCCUCCUUCCAACCUGAGGAAGUCCAACUUUUUCCACUUCGUCCUGGCUCUGUAUGACCGGCAGGGGCAGCCCGUGGAGAUCGAGCGCACCGCCUUCGUGGGCUUCGUGGAGAAGGAGAAGGAAGCUAACAGCGAAAAGACCAACAACGGGAUCCACUACCGCCUGCAGCUGCUCUACAGCAAUGGGAUCAGGACGGAACAGGAUUUCUACGUUCGCCUCAUCGACUCCAUGACCAAGCAGGCGAUAGUAUAUGAAGGCCAAGACAAGAACCCCGAAAUGUGCCGAGUUCUGCUCACGCAUGAAAUAAUGUGCAGCCGCUGUUGUGACAAGAAAAGCUGUGGCAACAGAAAUGAGACUCCAUCAGAUCCAGUGAUAAUUGACAGGUUCUUCUUGAAAUUUUUUCUCAAAUGUAACCAAAAUUGUCUAAAAAAUGCAGGAAACCCUCGAGACAUGCGACGAUUUCAGGUUGUGGUGUCUACAACAGUCAAUGUUGAUGGCCAUGUGUUGGCAGUGUCGGACAAUAUGUUUGUGCACAACAAUUCCAAGCAUGGGCGGAGAGCUCGAAGACUCGAUCCUUCGGAAGGUACGCCUUCUUAUCUGGAACAUGCAGCUACACCAUGUAUCAAAGCCAUCAGUCCAAGUGAAGGAUGGACUACAGGAGGUGCCACUGUCAUCAUCAUAGGAGACAAUUUCUUUGAUGGGUUACAGGUCAUCUUCGGCACCAUGCUGGUUUGGAGUGAGCUGAUUACUCCUCAUGCCAUCCGCGUACAGACACCUCCCCGACAUAUCCCAGGGGUUGUAGAAGUCACAUUGUCCUACAAGUCUAAGCAGUUUUGCAAGGGAACGCCUGGAAGAUUCAUUUACACAGCUCUGAAUGAACCCACCAUUGACUAUGGUUUCCAAAGGUUACAGAAGGUUAUCCCCCGGCACCCUGGUGACCCUGAACGCUUGCCAAAGGAAGUAAUACUUAAGAGGGCUGCUGAUUUAGUAGAAGCACUCUACGGUAUGCCACAUAAUAACCAGGAAAUAAUCCUGAAAAGAGCAGCAGACAUCGCGGAAGCACUCUACAGUGUGCCUCGCAAUCAUAACCAGCUCCCCGCCCUUGCCAACACGUCAGUCCAUGCAGGAAUGAUGGGAGUGAAUUCCUUUAGUGGUCAACUAGCUGUCAACGUAUCUGAAGCCUCACAGGCCACCAAUCAGGGUUUUACUCGCAACUCAAGCAGCGUGUCACCUCACGGCUAUGUGCCAAGCACCACCCCUCAGCAGACAAAUUACAACUCUGUCACAACAAGCAUGAAUGGCUAUGGGAAUGCUGGAAUGUCAAAUUUAGGCGGUUCUCCAACCUUCCUGAAUGGAUCUGCUGCCAAUUCUCCCUAUGCCAUUGUGCCAUCAAGUCCAACAAUGGCCUCCUCCACUAGCCUCCCCUCCAACUGUAGCAGUUCAUCUGGGAUUUUCUCGUUCUCACCAGCCAACAUGGUCUCAGCGGUGAAACAGAAGAGUGCUUUUGCGCCUGUCGUGAGACCGCAAACUUCUCCUCCUCCCACCUGCACCAGCACCAAUGGCAAUAGCCUGCAAGCUAUAUCUGGCAUGAUUGUUCCCCCCAUGUGAAAGAAUUGCCUUGAAGAAUUUUAUUAAUGAAGAGGUUGAAUUCUGCUUCAGAGAGAAUCUGAUACAAGUCCCAGAGCGGAACUUUUUACUCAGGCCUUUUUAAAAAUAAUAAUAAAAAAAAAAAGAAAUAAAGAAGAAUCUUACAAUAACUGCGGAUUUUUAAACAAAAAUAAAAAAUAAAAAAAAUCACCAUCCUUGCAAACACUGAAAUUAACUAUCUGCAAUUGCAAGGUGUUGAUUCAAGUUGUCCAUCCCAAAUAACUGGGAGAUAUAUUUAUUGUACGUUGAUUAAAAAAAUCCACUUUUCUUUUGUUGUUUUUUCUUUCUUUUGUUGUUUUUUUUUUGUUGGUGGUGGUGGUGGUUUUUUUGUGUGGGGGGUUGGGGGCUUGGUUUUUUUUUUCCCUUUUUUUUGUGUGUGUGUUUUUUUAAGGUUUGAUUUAACUCAACAUCGUUUGUCUUUUAUAAAUCAUACAAUUACGCAAGGGACACUAGAGAUGGAACUCCACGUUUUUAAUUUAUGAAUUUUUUUUUAAGCUGUGUAAAGAAAAUGAAGUGGUGUCAUUUGCAUACAAGUCUGUAUGGGACAGAAUAGAAGUGCCAGUUAGUUUUUCGUAGAAGAAUUAUGGCCAUUUAAUUAAGGGUCGGCUCAUACAGGUUGCUUAUCCAGUGGUGAUUUGCUAAUGUGAUACAUUUUUAAUGUUCUCAUUAAAUGGAUAUCACUCCCCAGAAAGUGGAUAUUUUUGGAUGGUGAGAGCGGGAUGGGGGGUGGGAUUUGGAAUCUCUGUCUUUAAUCAGGCUAAAUAAUCGUGUAAAUAGUGCGACAAGAAAAGUUGGUUAAAGCUUAGAAUGCAAGUAACAAACACGUUUCCUCUUGAACUCAAAAUCCAGUGCCUCCAGAUAUACUGCUAAAACUGCAGCAUUAGAUUAGCACGGCUCUCGUUAGCUUAUAUAUCCAACUCUUUCCCCAUGGGUGGCCUUCCUGAUGUCCAGUGUCACCUGGGCUGUGCACAAAACGCCAUUCACCUUUUGCACAGCCGUCCCAAGACACAAACCACAGCCAUCACGCAGUGGGCGUCUCAUGGUCCCCCUUUAUCUUCUAUGGGGCAGAAUGAGAAAAGGCUCCUCUGCGGUCCUCCGUCCUCACGAUCUAAAAGCACACACUGUUGCCAGCCUCGCGCUAGGAUUGUUCCUGUAUCAGUCGACCCUCUCCGUUUGUAUCAUAAUAUAUAAAGCCACAGGUAACUGCUUCUCAACAGUAAAAUGGAAACAGGAGUUCGGGGCGGGCGGUGGGGCUGGUGGGGAGGUUUCAGAUCAGAACCAUGGCUUCUGUUUUACAAAAGUUUUGCUAUCGUCAUCUGGGAAGUGUUCUUAAAAACGAUUGGUCAAAGAGGCAGCAAAGCUCUGAAAAUGCAUUACCUGAUAUUUUUUCUUUGCUGUUGUGUUUUGUAUGUAGUUAUAAAUACUGUAGAUUUUUUGUGAUUUUUUGCCAAAGUUGUUGUUCUAUUUAUACAUUUUAAUGUCUUAAGACAGUUUUUCAAUAUCACAAUAAAGAAUUUUACUGCAUAUUUUGCAAAAAGAGCUCACUACCUUUAGCUUGCACAUACUUGCGAAAUUAAUUAAAGAAAAAAAAAGCUUUUUGUUUCUGUUUUUUUUUGUUGUUGUUGUUGUUCAUUUGUUUUACGGGGGAUUUUGUAAAAUAUCCAUAUAAAUAAUGUAUUUAUCUUGGGAAUUUGUACAUUGCUUUUUCCCCCCCUACUCCAGUUUAUUUUAUUGUGUAUGUUUGCUAUGUGAAAAGUGAUUUGUUUGGUCAUUCACCGUUGUAUUAGCUGUUUAAAUGUGGUUUUAAAGCAUUUCAUUUAUAGGGUUGGGUUUUUUUUUUUAGUAUUGUUUAAAACCAUGCUUCCAUUUUUUUUUACUUUCCACCCAAAAGCCAUUGUCUAUUUUUGUAUUAUUUGUAAGUUAAGAAGUUUUUUCCAAUAUAUGGCAAAAAGUAGCAUAUUAUUCUUGUAGCAUUUAGUUAUGUAGAUUUUAAAAAAAUGUAUCCUUUGCUUUUGAGGCUUAACAAAAACUAAUGCUGUUUUACUCUAUUAAUAUGCAUGGGAUUUCUCCUCUUUGGAGUGACGCAUUUUUGUGCAUUAAAUAUGGGGAGAAACUUCAUAGAACUCAAUGAAAAUACUUUCUUUCUUAAGUCUGCUUGUAUAUUUCUCUGUCUUUCACGUAAAUAUAAACCAGCAGAUUGGAUGCCUUAACAAUGCAAAUCAUAUUCAUUUCACUUGUACAUUGUACUGUGCACCAGAACUGUCAAUCAUCACUAACAUUCUAAGAAAAGAAAAAAAAAAAAGGAAUUGAAAAGCACAAAAGAACUGUUUUGUUACCUUAAAACAAUAUAACUUUUUUCUAGCCGAGCAAGAAAUCAUUUACAACGAUGCUGCAACUGUGCAUGCUUCCUGUAUGAAUUUUGCAAUGGUUUUCACUAGAAUGUCACAGUGUGAUCAUUUAGGGGAAGGGAAGAAAGCAGGAACUUUUUUUUUUCAUGGUGAGAAAAUAAAAGGAGAAAAAACUGGAAAAUGUGAGAGACAUCAGUUAUUGCUUCUCUGUAUUCCAAGCGGUUAUUCUAAUUCACGUAGUAAGCAACAGCACGACAAUGUAACCAAAUUUAAAGCCAUAUUUUGUCCAGUGACACCAUCAAUUACUCUUGUAGGGCUCCACUCAAAGUCAUAGCGAUUUUGACACCAGUGUUGGCCACCUGUGUUUGUAGUCUUCUACGCCAGUGUCCAAAGAUCCUCUGACAACGUGCAUCGUUUUGUUUUGUUGCAGCUAUUUGUAGUGGUCUGUUCAAUGGGACUUCUUAAACCCCACCCCCUGCACCAUCUUUAUCUUUUACAAAGUAAAAGAUGCAGCUGUUUACAGAAUAUGGCUUUAAGUGGAAACGUCCAGAUUUCAAUUUUAAAAAGGUGAAGCUUCACAAUGACUGGAUUGCAUCAAGUAUGCCUAUUUCCUCACAGUUGUACUAGAAUGCAGCUAAAAUGAAGUCAUCUCUGAAACUACUAACCUUUCACCUUCUUAUCUAAAUCUUUUUGAAUAGACACACACACUGUACAGUUCUAUUGUUAGAGAAACUAACUACUGUAGAGAUUGUUAUAAUUUUUUUGCAGAAACUCAAGCUGUAAAAACUUUUCAACUUUCACAAUAUUUAAUUAAAGUUACUUCCUGUCUGUGAA
Molecule: messenger RNA, 5186 nt
Organism: Tympanuchus pallidicinctus (lesser prairie-chicken)
Lineage: Eukaryota; Metazoa; Chordata; Aves; Galliformes; Phasianidae
Gene: EBF1
Product: EBF transcription factor 1
Exons: 17
Coding region: 187-1965 (592 amino acids)
Biological process (GO): regulation of transcription by RNA polymerase II
Molecular function (GO): RNA polymerase II cis-regulatory region sequence-specific DNA binding; DNA-binding transcription factor activity, RNA polymerase II-specific
Source: RefSeq, a predicted model, not a curated record